Messenger RNA from Pedinophyceae sp. YPF-701, 1818 nucleotides. The record is from the annotation of a GenBank genome assembly. NCBI's taxonomy places the organism in Eukaryota, Viridiplantae, Chlorophyta, Pedinophyceae.
AUGCUGCGCAGCCUGCUCGAGGAGUUCAAGGGGGCCAACGCGGCCAGGGAGAGCGCCGCGCUGGCGAGCGCGGCCAACAAGAAGCAGACGCAGCGGGCUUGCGACUGCCUCGUAUCGGCCGCGGAGGUGAAGCAGCUUGUCGUGCAGCUCAUGGACGUGGGCAUCGCGGAUGCGUUCGGCGCGCUGCUGCGCGAGCGCGGGAACAGCGGGCCGCUGCUCCGGAUCCCGGCGAGCGCCGCAUCGCACCUGCAGGAGCGGAUCGCGUGGCCGAACCUCUUCGCGCUGGUCUCCACGGAGACAUUCACGCGUGCGGAGCCCCAAUUCGUCAAGGAGCUCAACAGAGAGGGCAAGUCGCUGAAGCGCCAGACGGAAAAGUACCGCCACGUGGUGACGAAGACGAUCCGGGAGGGACUGGCGCUGUAUCGCCACACCGAAGUGGAAGGUGCCCUGUUCGAGUUCCUCCUCAAGGCCCACGUCGCGCUGGACGCGGAGGCCGACGCUGACCAGGACGACGAGCAGCAGGUGACGGCGGAGCUCCAGGCCACGGAGGCCGUGACGCAGAAGCAUGCGUCGGCGCUUGCGUUCACAACCGCGCACCUGGGCUCCGACGGCACGCUGGUGAUGGGCGAGGGCGCCCUGCUGGAGUUCGUGCGCCAGCACGUCAAGGAGAGGCUCACGAACUGGUCGUGGGGCGGGGAGCACGCGUUCGAGAAACUGACGCCGGCCGUGCUGGCUCACAUCCACUACGAGGUGGAUCGUGCAUUCAUCGCACGCGGCGACCGACCCCGGCGCGGGCAAUCUGGAUCGGACGAGAACCGCGUCGUCGCGAGCUGUGCCUGGGCGAGGCAACACAGCGCGCCGAACGGUCUCAUCCGGAGCGGCACUGGCUUUCCGGGCGGCAUGGGCCCCUUCCCGGCCGCGCGCAUGCUCGCCAGCACCCACGGAGGCGACGUGCAGGGUGCGCCGGCGCUGGGGCCCGACGAGCCGAUCACCGCCGACAACGACCCGGCGUGCGAGGACGUCCCCGAGGGGCAGUGCGAUCUCCGCGACUGCAAAGCGCGCGACGGACAGGUCGCACGCGGGCCGCACACGUGCUCGCGGUGCUCCCUUCGGUACCACCACCUGUGCGCCGGAGACGAUGAGUGCCCGCGGUGCGCCAACGCGCCGAUCGCUGCGCCGCCCAUGAUCGUCCGGAGGGCGCUGUGGCGCAUCGACGCGUCGGCGGCGCUGGAGCUCGCGCAAGCAGAGCGCGGCGGUGGCGGUGGCGGUGGCGGUGGCGGUGGCGGUGGCGGUGGCGGUGGCGGGCCAGCAGCACCCGCAGCGGCCCCAGCCCCCCCGACGCCUGCAGGACGCAUCGAGGGCUCAUGCGACUUCCGCCUCUGCCAGGGCGAGGCCGCGGCGGGGACGUCCGAGGCCGAGCCAGAGGUCUGCGACAAGUGCGGCGUCAGUCUUCACCGCACUUGUCGUGAGGCAUUGGUCACGGAGGUCGUCAAACAGCUGUUCGACAAAGCCCGGGAGAUCUACGUCAAUGCCGAGGGCGACAAGGUGACGACGCGGAUGGCAUGGACGGAGGUGGACAGCCUCUCGAAGUGCAUUGUGUGCGAGUCCAUGCGCGGCGGCAAGGGCAACAAGGCCCUCUUCAAGCUGGAGGACCACCUGGCGUCCGAAGCUGCGCAGCGGGCGCGAAAGCGCAAGGCGGCGCCGAAGGCCACGGCGGCGCCGAAGCCCAAGCCCACGGCGGCGCCGAAGCCCAAGCCCAGGGCGGCGCCGAAGGCCAAGCCCAGGAACGUCGAGAGAGCGAAGACCUCGCUCAAGUGA